CAUUAUAAUUUUAAAAUUAUAAUAAAGAUUUUAUUUAUUAUAAAACUCGUUUUCGAACUUGUUUACGUUACUCGGCAUUAUUUAAAAACUGUAAAGAGGUCAUUUCUUUCUUUUUUUACCUGUUACUAUAGUACUUAAUAAGUAUAUUAAAAAAUUAUUUUAUUUUAAAGAAAUCAUGUUUAAAUCAUUAGUUUUUGUAUCAAAUAAUAUCGGUCUUGGACUUGUUAAAAGGAGUGGCAUACGUUUGAGUGUAAAUAACAUUAACAGGGUAUUAGCAUGUACAUUUGCAACUAAAUCAUCAAGUAGGAGGAAAAUUUGCAAGGAUAUUAAAGAAGCCAUCAAGGAUAUACAAGAUGGAUCCACAUUACUUGUGGGAGGUUUUGGUUUAUGUGGUAUUCCCGAAAACCUCAUAGGAGCCUUACUACAACAUGAAGCAAAAAACCUUAUAGUUGUAUCAAACAAUGCUGGAGUUGACAAAUUUGGCUUAGGUCUACUCCUAAAGCAAAAGAAAAUCAAACGGAUGAUCGCAAGUUAUGUAGGAGAAAAUGCCGAAUUUGAAAAGCAGUUUCUUAGUGGGGAAUUAGAAGUGGAACUUACCCCACAAGGCACUUUAGCGGAAAGAAUUAGGGCAGGUGGGGCAGGAGUUCCAGCAUUUUUUACUCCAACAGCGUAUGGUACUUUAGUGCAUGAAGGGGGAGCGCCCAUAAAAUACAAACCAGAUGGAAAAGUUGAUAUAUCGAGCAACCAAAGAGAAUCUAGGCAAUUCAAUGGAAAGGACUAUAUUAUGGAAGAAGCUAUCACAGGAGAUUUUGCCCUGAUAAAGGCGUGGAAGGCUGACCCGGCUGGAAAUUUGGUUUUUAAUAAAUCAGCAAGGAAUUUCAAUCCAACUAUGGCUAAGGCAGCUAAAUUUACUAUAGCAGAGGUGGAGGAAAUUGUUGAAUUAGGAAGCAUUGGUCCAGAUGAGGUUCAUCUACCUGGCAUUUUUGUAGAUAAAAUUAUUAAGGGCGAAAAAUAUGAAAAAAGAAUUGAGAGAGUCACUGUCCAAAAACUAUCAGACAGCACAGAAUCUGUUGUUAAAAAGAACCCUGCAGCAGAAAAGCGAGAGCGGAUAGUGAAAAGAGCUGCUCUAGAAUUCCGCGAUGGAAUGUAUGCUAAUCUAGGAAUAGGCAUGCCAAUGCUGGCAUCAAACUAUAUUCCAAAUGAUAUGGAGGUAUUUCUGCAAUCUGAAAAUGGAAUACUAGGUUUGGGACCAUUCCCAUUACCAAAUUGCGUGGAUCCGGAUCUGAUAAAUGCCGGAAAGGAGACUGUUACUGUUGUGCCUGGAGCGUCAUUCUUCAGCAGCGAUGAGAGUUUUGCUAUGAUUAGAGGAGGUCAUAUAGAUCUAACUAUCUUAGGUGCAAUGGAGGUCUCACAAUAUGGUGAUUUGUCAAACUGGAUGAUUCCUGGAAAACUCGUGAAAGGUAUGGGUGGAGCUAUGGAUUUAGUUGCUGCUCCUGGCACCAAAGUUAUUGUUUGUAUGGAACAUACUGCCAAGGAUGGUAGCCAUAAAAUACUGGAAAGCUGUACUUUACCUUUAACUGGUAAACAAGUUGUGGAUAUGAUAAUAACAGAAAAGGCCGUUUUUAGCGUGGACAGAGAAAAUGGCCUGACUUUAAUAGAGAUUGCAGAUGGCGUUGGUGUAGAAGACAUUUUGGUAUCUACAGGUUGCGAGUUCCAAGUAGCUGAAGACUUAAAGCCUAUGGGACAAGUUCAGGUUUAAAUUCCCUUAAAAUUAUAAACUGAGGUUGAAAUUUUAUAAAAACUAUCUUUUUAACUGUGGAUAUUGCUUUAUAGGUGCCCGUUUAUGAAGAUUCAUUGUACUGUGGAGAUUAAAUCACAAAAAUACGUUGUGUUAGUAUAUAAUUAAGUUUUAAACAUAUAAAUCAACAUUUUCUAUUUUUAAUAUUCCUAUCUGUUAUUGUGUAUAUAAAAUUUGUUAUUAAAAAGUUGUGACUGUUUCAAUUUCGAA
This is a messenger RNA of Anthonomus grandis grandis, 2008 nucleotides long. RefSeq names its product succinyl-CoA:3-ketoacid coenzyme A transferase 1, mitochondrial (gene SCOT). Gene Ontology annotation, biological process: ketone body catabolic process. Gene Ontology annotation, cellular component: mitochondrion. NCBI's taxonomy places the organism in Eukaryota, Metazoa, Arthropoda, Insecta, Coleoptera, Curculionidae. The record is from RefSeq and is a predicted model, not a curated record. The coding region runs from base 176 to 1759 and encodes 527 amino acids. The transcript is spliced from 9 exons. Gene Ontology annotation, molecular function: succinyl-CoA:3-oxo-acid CoA-transferase activity.